Rhipicephalus sanguineus (brown dog tick) is the source of this 3016-nucleotide messenger RNA. Its product is annotated as E3 ubiquitin-protein ligase ZNRF2. The transcript is spliced from 4 exons. Bases 295 to 903 code for a protein of 202 amino acids. NCBI's taxonomy places the organism in Eukaryota, Metazoa, Arthropoda, Arachnida, Ixodida, Ixodidae. The record is from RefSeq and is a predicted model, not a curated record.
AAUAGGAUCAGUGUUCUUCCGGCAGGCUAAAAUGGCAGCAGUUAGCUGAGGGGGCUAUGUCGUAGUUUUCGUUCGAACAGCUUCUUUCGCUGGAGAAUAAUGGAUCAGAAGAAGCCGCCGUUUCCGAUGCUAAACCUGCCACCUCACUGCCGUUUCGUUAGCGCAGUCGAGAAGCACCCCUACCCGCUACGCGUCUUUGCCGCGCCAUGCACGUAGAAGCGAGCGCUGCUCGUCGCCUCCCUGCACUAGUGCGCGUCAACAGCAGUCUGCUCCGAUAGACGAUCUCCCGACGGGAUGGGCGGCAAACAGAGCACGACUACGUCUAACCCGCGCGUCUCGGCGGGCUCCGGUGAUACGACAGGAGCAACGGCGGCGGCAACCGCCGCUGCAGGCGGAGGACUGUCUUCCCUGCUCGCAGGCGCCCACCACUCCUCCAGCAGCACGGAUGCCAGGCUUCGGGCGCGCAGCCUGUCGAGCGUGCUGAACCUGCACCCGGGCCAGCCCCUGAGCAUUCCGGCGUCACAGAGUGGCUUCGGAACGCCCGAGUCGCCGCCAGAGUCCGGCUCAAGCACUCCGGACAGCACGCCUUUCGGCCGUGUCUUCGCAGCGCACUCGCUGCCCGUGCAGCUGGUCUCCUUCAACGGUAUCAAGUGCCCUGUCUGUUCAAAGUUUGUUCUACCUGAUGAUGUGGAGUGUCACCUUGUCAUGUGCUUGACAAAACCAAGGAUCAGCUACAAUGAUGAUGUGCUCACGGAAGACAAAGGCGAGUGCGUCAUUUGUCUGGAGGAGCUUAAUCGGGGGGACACCAUCGCUAGACUACCUUGCCUCUGCAUAUACCACAAAAGCUGCAUUGAUGCCUGGUUUGAAGUGAACCGCUCCUGCCCUGAACACCCCCUGGACUGACGUUGCUGUCACCCUACGUUUCUCUUUGUGAACUGCAAUGGAGCUGCCAAAUCCGGACCUGUUGUCUACUACAUGACAACCACACGAUCUCACCAUGGACAAACCAACAAAAAAAUUAAUUAGGCCCGAGUGCGAAUGCACAUUGCACAUCCCUGAAAGAGAAGACUGAAUGGCAGAGUAGGACCAUUGUUUUUAUUGGCAUUUGGCUGCUUUUUCUUGCUGUUACAUUAUGCUUGUAUUGGACACACCACUCUGCAACAGUGUCUAGUUAAGUUCUCUUGCGCAUUUUUUUUUUCUUUGUUCUUGCAGCCAUGAACUUUUGCAUGACUUGAUGAACAGAGUUCUUGCUGUGACAGGAAGUAACUUUCUACGAAAUUUGCUGUGCCUUGGUUUGUGCAACAUAGUUGUCAAGAGUCCGUGUCAAGAGUCCGUGUCUUUUGAUUGCCAGCCACAGCAGGCUAAGGCAAACCUAAAAUGAGCAAGCAGCAUGGUUCCUUGUGACGCAUUCUCUAGUUUUGUAUAAAAAUGAGAAAAUGAGAUGCAGAAGGCAUGAAAGGGAACCCUAGGAGCCUGCGUUGGUGCUGUGAUGAUCCAUAUGCUGUUGUGUGUUGCCCCGUUACUGGUAUGGCAGUCUUUCCCUCCUCAAGCAUGUGAUUGUUCCUCAGCAGCACUGCUGCCUUUCGUAAAUUUGUUGCACAUUCUUGCUCCCCCGUUGGAGACAGUGCACCGCUUUCCUCAGCAGCUCUCUCUCAAAGUGGAACACGCUGUCGGUGCAUUGAGUCAGAUUGUUACCUGUUUGUCGAAUUGCCUUGAAAAAACACAAUACACACGCCACUCCCCGCAUUUUUUAUACAUGUACAUGAAAAAUAAAAGUGAAUGUUCCACAGCCUUCCUUUUUUUUAAUUGCUGCUUAUCUUUUAAAAGUUGUGUAGGGAAUUUUUAGUUUGAUGGCAUCAGAUCUGGGACCCAGCUUAUGGAAUCAUCUUGAUUUUUUUUUCUCACCUGCCAUUAGACGUCAAGCUCAUUGGCCAUAGUUUGUGCAUUACAUCCCUAGUUAUUUUCAGUUCCAUAGAUGUAGAGCAGUGGGGCAUUUUAGGUCCUUUGAUAAUGUAACCAGUGCUAAAUUUCCCCAAAGGGUAGUAGCCGCAGGCUGCAUUAUUUUGUUCAUCUCUGGUGCCAUACCACUAGUUGCAAUGAUUUGUUUGUAGUGUCAUUGGAUUCAUUUCUGAAAAUGAGUUCAUUCAAAGCUCGAACUUCCCUCUUCCUUCUUCUCCCACCACUUCUUCUUUCUCCAGCUUUAACCUUGGCUUGCGAGUUUGUUGAUUGCCACUGGCCUUGUUGAUAGUGACCACUAGCUGGUUUAGCUUGCUUUCUUUAUAUUGGUAUGCUGAUAUGAUGUGAGGCACCAUUAUCAGGCAAUGACAUGACCAUAGUGCUGUGAUGGCAGUGCUACAGAAGAUGCCUUAAUGCCUCGCGCUCUGUGGCACAUGCAUAGUGGCACUAGUCGGAAAGAGCAGAUGUAUUUUGGUCUUUCUUUUUUUUUUUUUUUUUUUUUUUUUCCAGCAGGAGCACUGUGGCCUGGCCUCUUGUAGGUGUUGCAGUGCUUGUGUGUGUAAUGGGACAUGCUUCAAGAAGGAUUCUGUGAAUGUGCCACAUUUUAGGACACACUUAAGUGAUGAUGUUGGCACAACCACAGUGUCUGCAGUCGUUAGCAUUGCAUUGUGCUCCAAAGUGCAAUCGGUUAAAAGUUGUGUGCGUGCACGUGUGCUUGCUUGCAACAUGGUAACAUCCGAAGGAUAUUACACAAGCCAGAGUAUGACGUUCCUUCAUGUUUCCUAUGCCCCUUUCUCCACCCCUCCCCCCAUUUUUCGCUGCCAUCUAAGUACCACACGCAAGGCAGUGAAGUUAGAAUUCGUACAAAGUGUUUGCUAUGUACGUGUGAGAGAGGUUGGUUGUUUGAUAUAGGGGGAGUGAUAUUUUUUGUAAAGUUCUGCAGUACCAAAUUGCCUGUAACUGCUUGUAGCAUAUGUGUGUGUGUGUGUGUGUGUGUGUGUGUGAAUAUUGUGUAUGAAUAUUAAAGAAAUAAAAGUAUAUCACAUUUUUCUAACUUUCA